This is a messenger RNA of Chanos chanos (milkfish), 1159 nucleotides long. RefSeq names its product nuclear factor of kappa light polypeptide gene enhancer in B-cells inhibitor, alpha b (gene nfkbiab). The record is from RefSeq and is a predicted model, not a curated record. The transcript is spliced from 6 exons. Bases 11 to 955 code for a protein of 314 amino acids. Gene Ontology annotation, biological process: cellular response to tumor necrosis factor; toll-like receptor 4 signaling pathway. Gene Ontology annotation, molecular function: NF-kappaB binding. NCBI's taxonomy places the organism in Eukaryota, Metazoa, Chordata, Actinopteri, Gonorynchiformes, Chanidae. Gene Ontology annotation, cellular component: cytosol.
GUGAGAGAAAAUGGACGUCUACCGAACGAACAGGGGUAAUCAAAUGGAUUAUAAUAUCGAUAGUCGAAGUUCCAAACCUGGAAAAGCGCACCUCACUAAUGAUGAGCGUCUAGAUAGUGGACUAGAUUCCCUAAAAGAAGACGAAUAUAACCAGGUAGCGAAUGAAAUCGGGGAACUGCGCGUAAGCGAUGUCGAGUUUCCAAGACAAGAUUGUUACGAACAGUGGAAGGAAGAACUAACAGAGGACGGAGACACGCUUCUACAUCUCGCCAUUAUUCAUGAGGCCCAAGAAAUUGCAAUAAAGAUGAUUGAACACUCAAUCAAUGAUCCAUUCCUCAAUAAACAAAACUACCAGAGACAGACUCCACUCCACUUGGCAGUGAUCACAGAGCAGCCUCUGAUAGUCGAGCGGCUGCUUAAGGCAGGUUGUGAUCCACAGCUUGUGGAUGACAGCGGGAACACUGCUCUCCACAUAGCCUGCAGGCAAGGAUCUCUUGCCUGCUUUGGCCUACUCACCCAGGUGUGCCCUUCCAAGCUCCCAGCCAUCCUCAACACACCCAACUACAGCGGUUUGAAAUGUUUGCAUUUGGCUUCAGUCCAAGGCUACCUCUCAUUGGUGGAGAACCUGAUUUCACUUGGAGCAGACAUCAAUGCACAGGAGCAGUGUAACGGGCGUACACCUUUACACCUCGCAGUGGACCUUCAGAACCUGGACCUCGUCAGGCUCCUGAUCAGCAAAGGUGCUAAUGUCAACAGCCUGACCUAUGGAGGUCACACGCCAUACCACCUGACCUAUGGCAGACCCAACACAACCAUUCAGAGGGAGUUGUAUGAACACACUGCUGAGGAGCUGAGAGAACUCCCAGAGAGUGAAAGUGAGGAUAGUGAUGAAGAGGAGGAGCAGUCUGAAGAUGAAGAGAUGUAUGACGACAUACAGUUGACGGUGCCAAAGUAGAGGAGUUUACUGCAGGAACUAGAGAGAAGUCAAAACAGGGGGGAAAAACAGAAGUUCCCGUUGAGUCCCAGGAACAGUCAAAAAAAAAAAAAAGAAAAAAGGUGCUGAGCGACGGAAACAGCGCUGCGGGCUGGUGCGGCUUGGGAGACGUGGGGGAGAGGAGGACGUUUCGUAACGAUGAGGAGGAGAAACCCAAGAACAGAA